GCGUACAGAAUGUUAGAUAAAAGAUUCACCAAUACCAGUAGACUGAUGGUGUCGAGUAAAGUGUGGCAGAAAACCAUUCCAACAAAUAACUGUGAUGUUUUGCUCACGUUUCCUGCUAAGACAGAGGAUUCUACGCUUAUGUGGCUUCUAGCAAGAUUAAAGUGGCGUGUACCUGAAGUUGUCGUCAAUGUCCGUCACCAUAGUAGCUCUGGAAUUUACGGAUUUUAUAUGACAGCUUCGUAUGAAAAUUUAUUGAAGGGUGCCGAUGAUUUAGCAAUACAGAAGCCAUUAAAAUCAGAGUAUGGGGGUGGAUUGAAGGAAUUCACUUUCGAAGAUCAGGAAUGUUUUGCUGGCGUGGAGGACGAAAAAAUGUUUUUAACGAGUCAAGAACGACAAUCUAUUGUACAUUAUAUGAUAAAUAAUCUACGAGCUGAAGAAGGGGAGGAGCUUGGAAAAUUGAAAUUUCUAGAAGGACAACCCAUUGUGCCAUUGUUGGAGUCUAAGAAUAUCAUAUCUCAAGUCUUCCCUCUUCACAACAGUACAGACCUAGAAACUCUCAAUAAAACUUGGGUUCAGGCUUUUGACAAAACACAGCCUUUAGAUUCGAUAUGUGAAUAUUUUGGUGUUAAAAUUGCUAUGUAUUUUGCUUAUCUGGGUCAUUAUACCAUUUCUCUUGUCUUUCCUACAGUAUUGGGUAUUUUAUUAUGGAUAUUACAGGGCAAUCAGGGUUUUGAUGAUUUCUCGUUUGUUUUAUUUGCUGUUGUAAAUGUGAUGUGGGCCACGUUAUUUCUGGAACAUUGGAAACGUACGAGUGCCGAGCUGGCAUAUAAAUGGGGAACACUUGAUAAAAAAGAUGAACUGUUAGAAGACCCCAGGCCACUUUUUAAGGGUGACUUGGUGAAGAAUCCAGUAACAGAUCAGACAUGUUUUGAAUAUCCAGCCUGGAAACGGAAUUUAUUUCGUUACUUAGUGACAGUUCCUGUUAUAUUUAUUUGUUUGUUGGUUGUUUUUGUUGUUAUGUUGCUGAUAUUCCAACUUCAAGAGUGGAUCAAUGCUUUAGUCUUGGCCGGUCGAAUUCCAGGGUUUAUCAAAUUUUUACCAAAAAUAAUGUUAGCUUUAUCAAUUGGUGUGUUAGAUGAUAUUUAUAAAAAGAUUGCCUAUUGGCUCAAUGAUCAAGAGAAUUAUCGUCUAGAAAACACAUAUGAAACAUCUUUAAUUAUUAAAUUAGUUUUGUUCCAGUUUGUAAAUUCAUUCCUAUCAUUAUUUUAUAUUGCAUUUUAUUUACAAGAUAUGAGUCGAUUACGUGAUCAAUUGGCAGCCAUUUUUAUAACACGUCAAAUUGUUGGAAAUCUAAAAGAAGUUUUCAUGCCAUAUUUUAUCUGGAAAUUCCGGUUGUUUAAAGUCGGGUAUAAAAUGGCGGGAGAAAUGUCACCAGGAAGUAUUGCUAGGGAGUUUAAGGAGAUGACAGAACCUACAAAAGAAAAAGUUGAAGCAGAUUCACCAUUGUUAGCUCAAAAAUCAAGAACAGGAGGAUUUAAACUUUUAUUGCAGUAUACUGAUACAUGGGAAGAUUAUAUGGAGAUGGUCAUACAGUUUGGUUAUGUGACGCUUUUCUCGUCCGCCUUCCCUCUUGCUGCCUUGUGUGCCUUCAUUAAUAACAUUAUCGAGAUUCGCAGUGAUGCCUUUAAACUUUGUUUCCAUCAUCAAAGACCAUUUGGUAAACGUGUGGGAAGUAUUGGAAUUUGGCAGGAUGUUAUGGAAGCUAUGGGUAUUAUAGCAGUAAUAGUAAACUGUGCUCUAGUUGGUACGUCUGGUAUUGUACCACGUGUAGCUCCUGACAUGUCUAGUUCUACUACCAUAUUAAUGAUUAUAGUAAUUGAGCAUGUGAUUCUGUUAUUAAAGUUUAUAUUAGCUAACGCCAUACCGGAUGUGCCAGAAUGGGUUGCUACAGAGAAAGCAAAAUUAGAAUUUAAACGAAGAACAGCAUUAAAGGUUUGUUUAUCGUUAUUUUUCGUGGCUCUUGCUGAUUUCUCCAAGUGCAAAAAUUAA
Messenger RNA from Lottia gigantea (owl limpet), 2049 nucleotides. RefSeq lists its product as hypothetical. The transcript is spliced from 12 exons. Gene Ontology annotation, biological process: chloride transmembrane transport. The record is from RefSeq and is a predicted model, not a curated record. Gene Ontology annotation, cellular component: plasma membrane. Lineage: Eukaryota; Metazoa; Mollusca; Gastropoda; Lottiidae. Gene Ontology annotation, molecular function: chloride channel activity. The annotation marks the transcript as partial.